This is a messenger RNA of Cavia porcellus (domestic guinea pig), 5574 nucleotides long. It is a transcript of the gene Tfap2b, whose product is annotated as transcription factor AP-2 beta. The transcript has 8 exons. The coding region runs from base 1151 to 2500 and encodes 449 amino acids. Gene Ontology annotation, molecular function: DNA-binding transcription factor activity, RNA polymerase II-specific; RNA polymerase II transcription regulatory region sequence-specific DNA binding. The record is from RefSeq and is a predicted model, not a curated record. Gene Ontology annotation, biological process: regulation of transcription by RNA polymerase II; regulation of cell population proliferation; anatomical structure development. Gene Ontology annotation, cellular component: nucleus. NCBI's taxonomy places the organism in Eukaryota, Metazoa, Chordata, Mammalia, Rodentia, Caviidae.
AAAACGGGGGGGGGGUCGCUGAAGCUGUGGCCGGCUGCCUACAUUUUCUGCUCAAAAACCCGGAGAACCCGCAGCGAGAUGGAAGCAGCCUAUUUGAGUCUGGACUAAGGUUGAACUUUAACAGAAAUGGCAGUCAGGCCAGUUAAACGGGUUCUGAAACACCCAAAAAGGUUUUCUGUUGCCCCCGGCUUUGCUGAAAAGGAUAAGUGGAGAGGACUUGGAGACUGAUGGCGUGUAUUCUAAAUCGAGGUAAAAAUCGCCUACUGCGAGCACUGUGAGGAGAGGCUGCUCGGGAACAGGAGCCCCAUCUCCUCUCUUUCCUUUAAAAACUGAGCAUAGCCUUCCAUGUUCAGCAAAAAGUCUGCACACGUCACUGGAAACAGCCGGCCCCACCAAUUCACUUUCCUCUCCCCUCCAAAUGACAAGGCCAUGCCUUUUUAUUUUGUUUUGUAAUCUGCACACAAAGCAUUCAGGGCAAUCCCUUCCUCCCACUGGGAAAGUCUCCCUGCACACAGGAGGGCACCUACAUUCUGUGCAAACCCCGGUGCGGCUCUGUCACUGCCUGGUCCGAGGAGCAGAGGCUGCUUUACGCGUGUCCCGGCUCAGUUAAUUGAAGUUCUGCCUCUCUCCUGCUAAACUUUCUCCCCAGCCUGCCUCUGCCAGCCCCCUCGUCUGAUUACAUCUAGUAAUUCUCCACUGAAUGAACGUCACUUACAAUAGUGGGGAGCUCUGCGCUCGCCGCUGCUUCACGCUCCAUUUGUCCUCCAUUCUCCCUUUAAAGUACUCGUGUAAUAUUAAUAGUCAUGAAUAUCAAUUAUUAUGAGGCGGUGUAGGCAAGCUGAGGGAGGAAGGGGCGCCCAAGCAGUCUGAGCCCAGCUUCGGGUGGAAGAGGACUGUAUCUGGAGCCCCGAAGAACGAAAGAAGAAAAGAGGCCAAAAAGACACCAGGAGAUAGAUGAACAGUUCUGCCUGUGUGUGACAGGCGUCGCCAAUCUUGUUGGAGGGGGGUAUUUUUUUUUUUUUUUUUUGAUGGCUUGUCCUGGAAACACCUCAAGCUCGGCUCCUGUGUCCAGCUCUCUUCUCUGCUGGACUCCUUGAAUUUUUUUAAAUCAUUGUUUGAUUUUGAGCAGUAACCAGGCUUUUUUUUCCAGAUGUUAGUCCACACCUAUUCAUCCAUGGACCGGCACGAUGGCGUCCCGAGUCACAGCUCAAGGCUCUCUCAGCUGGGCUCCGUGUCCCAAGGACCCUACUCGAGUGCCCCGCCGCUGUCCCACACCCCGUCCUCGGACUUCCAGCCGCCCUACUUCCCGCCCCCCUACCAGCCGCUCCCCUACCACCAGAGCCAAGACCCCUACUCUCACGUCAACGACCCCUACUCCCUGAAUCCACUGCACCAACCCCAGCAGCACCCCUGGGGGCAACGGCAGCGGCAAGAAGUGGGCUCCGAAGCUGGCUCCCUGCUUCCUCAACCUCGGGCAGCUUUGCCCCAGCUCUCAGGCCUGGACCCCCGGAGGGACUACCACUCGGUCCGCCGGCCCGACGUGCUGCUUCAUUCGGCCCACCACGGCCUGGACGCGGGCAUGGGCGACAGCCUCUCCUUGCACGGCCUUGGCCACCCCGGCAUGGAAGAUGUCCAGUCAGUUGAAGAUGCCAAUAACAGCGGCAUGAAUCUAUUGGACCAGUCUGUCAUUAAAAAAGUUCCAGUUCCACCUAAAUCUGUGACUUCUCUAAUGAUGAAUAAAGAUGGCUUCUUGGGAGGCAUGUCGGUCAACACCGGCGAGGUAUUUUGCUCGGUCCCGGGUCGUUUGUCCCUGCUCAGUUCAACCUCAAAGUACAAAGUAACGGUGGGAGAGGUUCAGAGACGGCUAUCGCCCCCGGAAUGCCUCAACGCGUCUCUGCUCGGUGGUGUCCUCAGAAGAGCCAAAUCGAAAAAUGGGGGGAGAUCCUUGCGAGAAAGGCUAGAAAAAAUCGGUUUGAAUUUACCCGCGGGCAGGCGCAAGGCAGCGAACGUCACGUUACUCACCUCCUUGGUGGAAGGAGAAGCUGUCCACCUAGCUCGAGAUUUUGGGUAUAUUUGUGAAACAGAGUUUCCAGCUAAAGCUGUCUCUGAGUAUUUGAAUCGGCAGCACACGGAUCCUAGUGACCUGCACUCUCGAAAGAAUAUGUUGCUGGCAACCAAGCAACUUUGUAAAGAAUUUACGGAUCUGCUGGCUCAGGACCGGACACCCAUCGGGAACAGCCGGCCCAGUCCCAUCCUGGAGCCGGGGAUCCAGAGCUGCCUCACGCACUUCAGCCUCAUCACGCACGGCUUUGGCGCCCCAGCCAUUUGCGCGGCGCUCACGGCCCUGCAGAACUAUCUCACCGAGGCGCUCAAAGGCAUGGACAAGAUGUUCUUGAACAACACCACCACUAACAGGCACACGUCUGGGGAAGGCCCAGCUCUGCCCGCAUGGUUUAUGAGCUUCUUCAAAGAGGACUUGGGCUUUCUACACAAUCUAUAAGGUACUGAGAAAAAAAAAAAUCCAAUCCUUUUAAAAUCAAAGCUUGUGUGUCAGAAUUCUGCAGGUGCACUUCUUUAAAGAAGCUCAAAGGGAAUAAUAGAGAAAGUGGCCAAUGUGAUGGAAGCAGCUUUGAGUCUACUUGCUAACAUCGUUAACGUCAGAAUCCCAGUGGGGAUAGGGCCAUGAAAAGUGAAUUUUAGGGGAAAAGAGUAGGAGUUCUUGGAACCCCAUAUUCUAACAGUAUUGUUCUCACUUAAAAUAGAUUCAAUUUCCCCAGGCUCUUUGUUGAUUGCUGUUUUAAUAGGGGGCAGCUUUUCUAGUGAGGUGGGGAAAAGGGUGACACAAACUGAUGCUUCUACAACUGCUUUAUUGCAAGAUGCUUUAUGAACGAGCCACUUUCCCUGCCCAGAUGUGCACUUGUUUUGGCGUAUAAUGAUAAAAUAACGCAUAGUCAAAGGCAAAAAAUGUAGUUCAGCUUUGAAUUUUACCAUUGUGAUUAUUCCCAGUGGAUAAAGUUUUGUGCAUCUAAUAUUUCUCACUUCUGGUAGCCCAGAUCCUUUCUGGGGCUCCAUCUUAGUGUUAUCAUGAAAUAAAAUCUGGAUUCCGUUGUCAAAGGUUCCCAAGAGCAGUGAGAAAUCCCCUGAGGUAGCGCUGGUGAGACAGGUCUCUAAAUUUAGUGCAGGUAAGCACCUCUUUAAAAAAAAUAUGCAAGAUCUCUGCAACAUACCUUGCUGACUAUUCAGUUGUUCUGCAGAAUUUAUGGACAGGACCAAUUUACAUCGCCUGGUCUCUCAUUUUUGCACCUCCCCCAUUCUGCCCUGGGGUGAAGGGGAGGGUUGGGUUUUAGGAACCUGCUGAGAGCUCUGCUGGGGGCGGGGAGGAGGGGAGUGGUUGUUAGAGAUCCGGUUUCAGGUGACUACAGGGCCCAAAUAAAGCUCCUCUUCUACCUUUAGCUCCUCAGGCCUGUGGGUGUGCAGGGCACAGCCCUAGACGUGUUCAGAAGAGUGCAAAGGCCGGGAUCAAGACAUGGAUAGUGUAGCCCUUGUCUCUGCCCAGUUGAGAAGCCCACACCUGGUCCGAGAGCCUGGACGCUUGCGUUAGAUGAGUUCGGAUUACAGAGGGCCAGGAAGAACCACACUGAAAACCAUCGUCUCCUUUCCUUGCAGGGCAACGCGUCCCACGCGUGUGACCUGCGAGAGACGCGAUGGACGCGCCUUGCUCUUACUGUGCAGGUCCUGAGAGCUGUGGGCCACUCGCGCCCAGUCAUGUUGAGGACAUAGAAUCAGCCACUGCAGGGGCCGCCGGUCGCAUGGGCCCUUCGCGCUCUCGGUCUCACCCUAAAGGCUAAGGUCAACCGAGAAAGCCCCGUGCUCCAGUAGGUAAAGGGGCGGCGCCCCGAGGGCUGCAGGCGGGAGGGGUCCGAGGGCUGUGCUCGCCCUUUGCUCCCCUCGGUCACUCCGAGCGCCUGCUCCCACGGGAAGAGUGGCCUAGAAAUGCCCAAGGAAUCAGAAACUUUCCCCUUGUCCUCUCGGUCAGGAUGGAAAUUGUCUCCAAGCUCGUGCUCCUUGGAGGGAGAUGGAUAAGAGUGGUCCUAGCUGGCCAUGCAGACUCCCUUCUUGCCCCGUCCUCCUCCUGGCGGUAAUCUAGUCCCAGCCGGUGUGCGCCUCCUCACCUUGCAGCCAGCUGCGCACAGUGGCCCUCUGCCCUCCCCUUCCUCCUUUACUCCUCCGAGUGGGAUUCCCCACCCUCCUGCUUUCCGUCUGCUAGGACCACUACGUUUAUCUGAUAAUUGAGUUAUUAAAAGGUUUGGUUUCCUUGGGCUUAUAAAUCAAUAAACAGUAGGAUUAACACAAGAGUUGCCUUUUAAGUCAAGGAAAAUGUUUAAGGCAAGACCCUUUGAGCUUUGUUUUCAAACCAAACAGGUGAGUUGCGCUCGCUCUUGCCCCACCCUGCCAGACGUUUUAACCCCGCCGGCUGCCUCCUCCCAAAGGCCUGGUCCCAAGCCAAAUAGGGUCUCAGGAUAGAAGGAAGGAGUCUAACCCUGCCAGCGCUACACGCGCCUUUGCCACUCUGCAAGUUCUUCUGGCGGUUCCAAUCCUCUCCAGGCCACUGGCUAUCCAGUUCUGUGUACAGCUACAGAGAAGAUCUCAAGGGAAAGGCCAUAGGAUGUCCUGGGUGAGCUUUCUGUCUGGAAGGGAUCUUUCACUUCUCCCCUCUCCACGUGGGAAGUAACUUUCUUCCCUCUUCCGAAUUAUCUGGCGGUUUCUUUCCUUUUUCCUGGCCUCACAUCCUUAGCUUUCUCCACCCCCACCUAAAGAAUGGCAGAGGCUUUCAAAGACUUGACUUUUGUUUUCUUUGGCCAAGGAAACCACUCUUUUUCUCAAGUAAUUAUUUCAUAUCCUAUGAAAACUUUGGUCCAAUGGAAAACCUGAAACUCUGAAUUUAUGUACACAGUGUCGCUCCAGUACAACGCAUUCCUAGUUAGAGUGUUCAUAGAAAAUUCGUCAUCGCAUCUGACAUCCUGUCCUUGCAAUAUGUUAUGUGGAAAGGAAACGAUAACCCUAAACCAUCUGAUGUUGCCUCAACAGCCCAAAAGUGUUCUCCCUCCUUUGAUGAUGUAUAUUAAAUCAUUGACAUAAAAAGAGAAAUAUUGAAAUUAGUUUUUUUUUUUAAUGGAAUGAACUCCAUCCUUCUUAAAAUUCCAAAAUCUACUCCUCUUUUGGGUUGAUCUCUAAUUCACUAACAUUGCUUUUGCCACACAAUGGAGAAAUAUCAGUCUAUUGUCUCUUCAUGAGAAGAGCUCUGUAGGCUAUCCAUGUUAAGUUUGUAUAUAUUUAUUUAUGCUUAAUUUAAAGGGAAUGUGUAAAUAUGGCGAGCAAGUAGUUUGGGAUUAUUUAUCUGUGAAUCUAUACCUCUGUGAAUGGGUGGUUAAAAAUAAAACCGCUUGACCCUAGGUAGAAUCCUAUCUGAAUUUUUCUGUUCUUUAUAGACAAGCUGUUAUGGUAUUGGGUAGAAAUUGGUUUAUUGUCCAGUGUUGAUCUGAUUUACAUAAAUAAAAAGAUUGUUGUGUUUUU